CAGGGAGUGGCUAACUGGGAGGAGGCAUGAAGACGUUAUUUUUUUUGUUUUCCUUUUGCGGUAGAAACAGCAGUUGUGGAAGACAUAUUUUACAAGAGACCAUGAAGGAUUAUGAUGACACCAUAGAUUUCCUGGGUCAGUGGGGACUUUUCCAGAAAACCAUUUUCUUCCUGCUCUGUGCCAGCAUGAUUCCCAAUGGCUAUAGUGCCUUCUCUCUUGUAUACUUGACUGACAUUCCCAGUCACCGCUGCCUGGUUCCGGAUGUCAACCUGACCCAAGACUGGCUAAAGGCUAUCAUCCCGAUAAAGGUGGUGAAUGGGAAACAGGAGGUGAGCGAAUGCAGCAGAUACAGACUGGAUGUGGUCAGAAAUCUCUCUGCUCAGGGGUACAGUCCUGGCAAGGACAUCAACCUCACCGACCUGGAGCAGGAAGGCUGUGUGGACGGGUGGAGCUACAGCAGAGACAUCUACCAGUCCACCAUCAUCUCUGAGUUUGACCUGGUGUGCAAUGAGCAGUGGAAGCAGCCUUUCACCUCCACAAUUUACUUCCUGGGAGUUCUGGUUGGAUCUUUCGCCUCAGGGCAGCUCUCUGACAGAUUUGGAAGAAAGCCUGUUCUCUUUGCAACCAUGGCAGUUCAGACCAUUUUCACUUUUGCUGCAAUCUUCUCACCUUCUUGGACGGUUUUCGCCAUCCUCCUCUUCCUCAGCGGUUUGGGACAGAUCUCCAACUAUGUAUCUGGUUUUGUUUUGGGCACUGAAAUCUUGACCGGCAAUGUGCGGGUCCUGUUCUCAUCUCUGGGCGUAUGUCUGGGCUUUGCCGUUGGCUACAUGAUCCUGCCCCUCUUUGCUUACUUUUUAAGGGACUGGCGAUCUCUCCUGUGGGCUUUGUCUCUGCCUGGCCUGCUCUACCUGCCCCUCUGGUGGUUUAUUCCAGACUCUCCUCGGUGGCUGCUCUCUCAGGGAAGAGUGGCAGAGGCUGAGGCCAUAAUAAGAGAUGCUGCUAAGAAGAACAAAGUCGAGGCACCACAGAUCAUCUUUGCUGAAUACAAUGGUGAUAAUACAGAGAAGCAUCCUAAUGAGCAUCACAGUAUCUUCAACCUGCUGAGGACCAAGAACAUCAGAAUCACAACUGUCAUUCUGAGCAUGUUGUGGUUCACCCUUAGUAUUGGCUACUUUGGCCUGUCUCUGAACACAUCCCGACUGCAUGCUAAUCCCUAUAUUAGCUGCUUUAUCUCAGCAGCUGUAGAGGUGCCGGCAUACAUUUCCAGCUGGCUGGCUCUGCGAUACAUUCCCCGACGAAUUUCUAUCAUCUUUAUCUUGCUGCUUGGAGGACUGUCGCUGUACUUCAUUCAACUGGUGCCCCAAAGUUUAUCAGAUCUGUCUGUUGCACUGGAGAUGCUGGGAAAGUUUGGUAUUACCACUGGUACAGCCCUGAUGUUUGCCUACACAGCAGAGCUUUACCCAACAGUGCUGAGGAACACUGCGACAGGGGCAUGCACUACUGUUUCCAGAGUAGGAAGCUGCCUUGCACCUUUUUUAUUACAUCUGAGUAUAUACUUUAAGUACCUUCCCUAUAUUACAAUGGGGACUCUGGCUAUUAUGUCUGCCUUUGCCACUCUCUUCCUUCCAGAGAGUUUUGGUCAACCUCUCCCUCAAACUAUUCACCAGAUGCAUAGGAGACCCAGCAUAAAGUGUCCAUUCAUCCAUAGGAAAGGAGACUCAAAGCCUGUGGUGCAUUUCGAAAGUCAGCUCUGAUUGUAUAAAACACUGCUUAUGUGAAUUAAUAUUGUGUAGUAUUGCUACAGUACUUACUAGUUUUACUAUUAAAAUGUUUUAUCACGAAACAAGUAAAACAGAUGACAUUCAUGACCUUUUUCUUAGAGGUGAAUUAAAGCUUGAUAGAAAUACAUAUAACUGAAGUAUGACCAGUUUGAAGUCUGUUACACUGCUAUAGUGACCAGUCGAAAACGGUACCAUUACAGGAGCCCUGUAACAAAUACCGCCAUACUUGGAAAGUUUUGUUUCUGCGUUGACUUAGUUCUGUGGGACACUGUGGGACUGUACUUCAGUUUGUGUUACAUAAUCACACUCUUCCUAUUUCAUUUAUGUAUUUCAUUGAGGAAAUAGAAACCAUUUCACAAUCUGAAUCACAUUUAUUGGCCAAGUAUGUUUAAAUACACAAGGAAUUCAACUCUGGUACAGCGUAAAUAAACCAGUACCAUGAAAAUGGUGUGCAGCCAUUACAUCUUUUUAAACUAAAUAUUCUUUCACCAAGGCAGUGUUUAUUACAGGGCUGUUAAGCUGCGUUUCCACCAGAAAGUCCCUGGUACUUCUUAUUUCCAGGAACUAAAGUCCAAGAAGUGUCCCUGGGGUAAAAGGCCCUUGAACACAUUGUGAUUUGCAUUUCCACAGCAAAGCCGAAGCCCAGGGAAGGUGAGCAAAUUAUAGCCCACUGAUGUAAAGUCACGACAGUCAGCAACAGGGUUGUAAGAAUGCGUCACAGAAAAAGUUUGUUAUGGUUAACACACAGGACAGACUGCAGGCAGUGCUGAAAUUAUCACUUUUCUGCAAGUUUAUGCUCAUUUAACAGGUGUUUUUUUUUUAUCACAGAGGUUUUAUUGCACAUACAAUAACGAGCAUAGGGGUUGUUAACUCCGAGUAAUGUUUUGCUUCAGCCCAUGUCAUGCUGUCCUCUGUGGCCUUCGUCUGCUGUGCUCCAUCCUCGGUCAGCCACCAGGAGAAGCUGCUCCAUAAACACCAAAACAAUCUUUUCCAAUCCACUAAUCUCACUCACUGGUUUCUUCAUGUAGGCCUACUGACACAGUGCCCCUUACAAACAGAGGACCUAAGGAACUGAGAGUAAGUUACAUCGGUGCCUGAGUGAAAUUCCAGCAUCAUGGAUCCCUCUGUUUGACCAGUCAGGUCUUGCCCUGAUAGUUCUUGGACCUUCAAAAAGUACCCCCCCGGUUUCUGCUCCCUGGGUAAAGUUCCUCUGGUGGAAACGGAGCUUUAGAUUGCGUUAAAGUGUACAGAACUGUCUACCCAUCAUGUCACUCUGUACAUUUUAUCUUGACUCACAAAGAUGUAUACAAAAUAUUCACUAGAAAUAAUUUAUAUGCACAUGUUAAAUGUGAAACAUGAUUAAUGUGGUUACUGGUUCUGAUUAAUUUGGUAUCAAAAUAUUAGAAACUUUGUUCUGUGUAUGCACUGUUAAGUUUCCAAAGGUUACACAGUUUUCAUCAUUGCAACAAUGAACAGCAGUAUUAUGUAAGUAUGGUAACAACUGCAUAGAGAAGCAUUAUUAAACUCUUUACAGUAUCUUGAUGCUGUGUAACACAAAAUAUUGCUUCACUUUGGUGGAGAUGACUAAGUUUCUGUUUGUCUGAAUGUCAAGUUGCAUAAUGUCACAUAUUCGGUGAAAAAGCAAUCGUUUUACCUGACAAACGUCCAUUUAGCACAGAUGUGUUAAACAGAGUCGAUAUUCCAGUGUCUGCCUUAGU
Molecule: messenger RNA, 3499 nt
Organism: Monopterus albus (swamp eel)
Lineage: Eukaryota; Metazoa; Chordata; Actinopteri; Synbranchiformes; Synbranchidae
Product: solute carrier family 22 member 5-like
Exons: 11
Coding region: 27-1754 (575 amino acids)
Biological process (GO): transmembrane transport
Cellular component (GO): membrane
Molecular function (GO): transmembrane transporter activity
Source: RefSeq, a predicted model, not a curated record